Rubroshorea leprosula is the source of this 1535-nucleotide messenger RNA. The record is from the annotation of a GenBank genome assembly. Lineage: Eukaryota; Viridiplantae; Streptophyta; Magnoliopsida; Malvales; Dipterocarpaceae.
AGGCUGAUAUUUCUCUCCUCAGCCACGUGUUUUGCUCUUCCUCAUCUUCUUCUUCUUCCCGACUCUUCCCCCUGAAGCUCCCCCUAAGCCAUCGACUUCUUCCUCCUUUGAAAACCGGUAGAAGACUUGAAAUUUCUUCUUUCCUUCUUGUUCAAGAACUGAUUUGGGGCUUAGAAUCUUCCCUCUCAACCCAGAAAUCCGGAUCUGCUCUGCUUCUUCCUCCCUUGUCCGUCGAGUUCUGCUGGGUUUGAAUCCUUCGGCUUUUUCUGAGCUUAGGUUUGAUUAAGAUUUCGUGAUGUGAGAGCCUAGGUUUAAGUGAAUACCUAGGAUAUGUUUUGAACUUGGUUAGUUAAGGGAUCUAGAACCGCGGUGAGACGAGUGAUGGGGUUAUACAAGGGACGAUUCUGAUUUGUGUUGCCUAAAUUUUCUGAUCCGCUUUGAUGAGGUAGUAAUUCAGUUAGUUCCUGUUAUCUGUCGAUAGUGAGAAGUUCUGAAAUUUAUCUUGCUCACUAUGCUGUUAGGACCUUGUUUGAAACUUGGUCCCUUGUGAUAGUAUGCUUGAUUUUGGUUGUGGCAGGAUGUAUAAGGCCUUCCACAUUAGGUCUGUUUGUUUGAGUAUUCAUCUGGGCAUUCAUACGUGAAUGCAAACAUGGACAUACAUGAGCAUAUACAUGGGCAUUCAUGCAUGCACGCAUGAGCAUUCAUGCAUGCACACAUGAGCAUUCAUGCAUGCACACAUGAGCAUUCAUGCAUGCACACAUGAGCAUUCAUACAUACACGCAUAAAGGCAUUCGUUCAUACAUGCAUAUACAUGCAUUCAUCCGUUCAUGAUUCUGUAUAUCCGAGUGAUGCUUAUCCGUCUCGGAUGAAGUUCCAUCUUUUAGUUGGACUCAUCAUUAGAUUCCUUGCCAUGUGGUUGUGUUUGAUGGGUGCCGGGUCUUGAUUUGAGUCAAGGGCGCCACAUAAUCACACCAAUAACUCUCGAGUUUAGUUACUUGUGUUAAGGCGUGAAGUUAUCUCCUGCAUCCCAAAUGGCCAUUGGGGAGGGUGGAGAUUGAGAAUUGUCAUUGUUGUGGUUUGAUAUUAGAGUGGCGCAGCGGAAGUGUAGUAGACCAUGUUCUGAUCAUAGAAAGUCGGUGAGGCAAUUGUUUUGUCUUAGAUUGUAUGAAGCCAUUCACCAAUCUAGAUGAUCCUAGAUUUGAGUUUUGGGGACAAAACUCCUUUUUAGGAGGGGUGGAUGUAAUAUCCCAAAAUUUUGGGGUAUUUUAGCAUUAAAUUGAGGACUUCUUUGAGGAAAAAUAUUAUUUUGGGGCUUAAUCGUAAACUUUUUAAAAGUUAAGGGACUAAAAAGAAAGGAAAUUAGGAUAAGGAUCAAGGCUGAUAUUUCUCUCCUCAGCCACGUGUUUUGCUCUUCCUCAUCUUCUUCUUCUUCCCGACUCUCCUUUGAAAACCGGUAGAAGACUUGAAAUUUCUUCUUUCCUUCUUGUUCAAGAACUGAUUUGGGGCUUAGAAUCUUCCCUCUCAACCCAGAAAUC